This is a messenger RNA of Akanthomyces muscarius, 513 nucleotides long. RefSeq lists its product as uncharacterized. NCBI's taxonomy places the organism in Eukaryota, Fungi, Ascomycota, Sordariomycetes, Hypocreales, Cordycipitaceae. Bases 1 to 513 code for a protein of 170 amino acids. The record is from RefSeq and is a predicted model, not a curated record. The transcript has 2 exons.
AUGUCUUCUUGGUUCAACACCACCAGCACCCUGCUGCAUGUGUCCGCCAUCCCAGAGGGUAUCCCCGCUUCCAAGCUGGUAGAAGGGCUGCAGAAUCAUGUCAACUACCUCAAGCACAACCCUCACAUGGCAAAGUACGAGCCGAUUGCCACGCCGACAGAUCCAGCUCCCACGAUUCCUGAUGCGCGUGGGGCAUCGGCCACGGGGAAGCCCGACUGCUACCGUGUCACCGACAAGGUGCACACGCUCCCUGCUGGACUCUGGGACUCGGACGUCGUGAGCACAUACGAGUUCAUCGACGUCGAUAAGGGCGUGUUUGUGCGUAUACGCAGUCCAAUGAGCGUCAUGAUGGAGUCGCUCUGGCUUGUCAAAGAGACAGAGGACGGCAAGGCUGAGCUGGUUGAGGAGCAGGUGAUUACAGCGUCCCGACUGCUCAUGAGCACGGUAAAAUCCAUGUCAGAAGCUGGAUGGAACGAUAUUCAUGCCUCUAUGAUUAAAAAGGCGCAGGAAUAG